AUGGAGGCGACUAAUACCUUCGGUGAGCUGGGGCUCUCAAUCAUUGGCCUCGGCACUCAGUAUCCGCCCCAUGCAUUGAAGCCAGAUUCGCUCAACGUGUUGAGCAAAAGGUUCUACCCAGAAUCCCCGGCGAUGAAAAAGGUGCUCUCUAUCAAUCAGUUCACUGGAAUUGAUGUUCGCUCUUCUAUUGGUAACCCAGACCACCCUGCGGUGAACCAAGAGAAGGCGCCUUCGAUAGAUAAGCUUCAUGAGAUAUACAUGAGCGAUGGCAUACCCCUAGCUAUCGCUGCAGCUCAAAAAGCUAUAGAAGAAGCGAAAAUCGACUUGAGGCAGAUUACCCACAUCGUAUCCACGACAUGCACGAAUAGUGCCAAUCCAGGUUUUGAUCAUUUUGUCGUAAAGGGCCUCGGAAUCACUCACCCUGUGGAGAAGGUGCUGCUUCACGGUAUCGGGUGCAGUGGUGGACUCGCAGCGUUGAGAACGGCUGCGAACCUUGCCCUCGGCCACACAGCGAGAGGCAAACCAGCAAGAAUAUUGUGCGUGGCUCUUGAGGUCAGCACGAUCAUGGUUCGCAGCGAACUAGACAGCAUCAACGAGCUGCAAGAGACUCGGAUCGGCGUCGCGCUCUUCUCUGACUGCGGGAGUGCGUUGGUGUUGAGCAACGGUAUCGGUCAGCCUGCCGAGCCGGUGUACGACUUGUUGGGUUGGGACCACAGAAUAAUUCCAGACACGGAGUCGGAUCUUGGAUUCGAUGUACACCCGAAUGGCUGGAAAGUGGUGCUCACACCUCGCGUGCCAAAGCUCACCGGCGAAGUGAUCAAGCCCACAUUUACAGACCUCUUAGAAAUGCUGCCUUCCGUUCCAGAGGAGUACGCCUCCGCACCGGAUUUUGAUUGGGCUAUGCAUCCGGGAGGCGCGACGAUCCUAUCUGGGGCAGAGAAGGCAAUGGGAAUACAGCCCGAGCACAUGCGUGCCAGCUACGACACGUACAUCAACCAUGGAAACUCGAGCUCAGCGACCAUUUAUAGCGUCAUGAACAGGCUUCGGUCGAAGGAGAUGGACGUGCUGGCGCCCGGUGGCCGCGUUCGUGAGUAUGUAGUUGGAUGUGCCUUCGGUCCCGGCAUCUCUGUGGAGAUGUGCAUGUUGAAGAGAAAUAUGAAAUCUGGCCAGGGUAUUACCGGGUUGGAAACCCCUCCGGAGACGGAGAGUGAAGGUAGCCGGAGCGAAGGUGCACUGAGCGAAGCUGGAGAUGAGCCGGAGGUCGAUGCGCUGGGUGGGGAUGUCGUUGAUGCAGGUGUUCCGGUCGUUCCGGCGACGGCGCAGGGAUCGGAACAGGGGCCGAAAUGCGAUGAUGCAACUUCGGCUUUUAUCGCCGAAGUGUUGGAGAAUUUGGACCUGGAUUAG
Scedosporium apiospermum is the source of this 1404-nucleotide messenger RNA. RefSeq lists its product as uncharacterized. The transcript has 3 exons. Lineage: Eukaryota; Fungi; Ascomycota; Sordariomycetes; Microascales; Microascaceae. Gene Ontology annotation, molecular function: acyltransferase activity, transferring groups other than amino-acyl groups. Gene Ontology annotation, biological process: polyketide biosynthetic process. The record is from RefSeq and is a predicted model, not a curated record. Bases 1 to 1404 code for a protein of 467 amino acids.